UGGGCGUGGUGGGGUGAUUGGGCUUGCUGCUGCUGCUGUUGGUGAGGGUAGUGCUGUUGGGGGUUCGGGUAAGACAUGCUGGCGUGGAGGAAAUGUUGAUGAGAGAGUAGUGAGUGGUGCAGAGUGUAGUGAUGGGGAUGCCAAUGUCACCACCGUGUAUGCUUUUAAUAACGAGAGUCGCUAUGAUCAAAUGACCGAGUUUGUCGUCAACUAG
Molecule: messenger RNA, 214 nt
Organism: Acaulospora colombiana
Lineage: Eukaryota; Fungi; Glomeromycota; Glomeromycetes; Diversisporales; Acaulosporaceae
Source: the annotation of a GenBank genome assembly